UGAUGAGAAGGGUAGAAGAAAAUCGCUAUGCAAGUUCACUGCAGUUGGCUAAAAAAGUAGAAAGUCAAACCGGGGUGAUUGUUUCCUGUGACCCAUUAAGACAUACACUGCAGAGGAAUGGCAUGCAUGGGUGUCAUCCAUGAAGGAAGGCUCUCCUAAAGCCCAUGCACAAAAAUGCCCAACAAGAAUUUGCCAGGGGUCAUGCUGAAAAAAAAAAGACUACUGGGAUUCUGUACUCCGGAGUGAUGAGACCAAGAUAAAUGGUUUUGCAACUGAUGGUUUCAAAACUGCAUGGUGUCGCAAAAGUGAGGAGUACAAAGAAAAAUGCAUGGUGCCUACCGUGAAACAUGGUGGUGGGCACUGUCCUUCUGUGGGGAUGCAUGUACUGCUCUAUAUUGAAAGAGAAGAUGCUACCGUCACUCCGUGCCCUUGGUCGUCGUGCACUUUUCCAAUGGUCAAUGAUCCAAAACACACAUCUAAUGCCACUGUUGCAUUUCUGAAGAAGAGCAGGGUGAAAGUGGUUCAGUGGCCAAGUGUGUCUCCUAAACUGAACCCAAUGGUACACCUAUGGGGAAUUCUG
Molecule: messenger RNA, 580 nt
Organism: Staurois parvus
Lineage: Eukaryota; Metazoa; Chordata; Amphibia; Anura; Ranidae
Source: the annotation of a GenBank genome assembly